AUGUCCUUCCCAGUUCCCGUAGAAGGGCCCUCACUACGUAUCCUGGUCGCUCUCUUCCCAGGCUUCCAGCUUCUCGACGUCGCCGGCCCGCUCGAUAUGUUCAACAUCCUCUCAGGUCCGCCCUACAACGCGCCCUUGCGCAUGUCCUUCGCAGCCGAAACCCUCGACGCAGUCCCCACCAAACUUAUCAACACCCCCAACAGCACCCGCCACUUCGACGUCCACGGCGCCACGGGUCAAGCCGACGUCAACGCCUCCUUCAACCAGCGCUUCGCUGUCGACCUCACCUUCGCCGACGCCCUCGCCGACAGCCAAUCCUGGGACCUAAUCUUCAUCCCUGGCGGUAUCGGCAGUCGGGUCUUUUACGAAGGCACAGGCACUGCUGCCAAUGGCGGCGAGCCAACGCUGGCGGUGCAGCCCCUCCUGGACUUCAUCCGCCGCGUGACAUCCGCAGGCCGCGUGAGCCUCGGCUUCAUGACCGUCUGCACGGGCAGCGACAUCCUGGCGCGCACGGGCCUGCUGGACGGGCGCCGCGCCACCACCAACAUGCUGCGCUUCGAGGAUGUGAGCACGCGGAGUCCCCGUGUGAAGUGGUGUCGGGGCGCGAGGUGGGCGAAGAGUGAUGUUGAGGAUGGGAAGACCAGUGGGCGAGCGAAAGAGGAGGGCGGGGGGCUGGAGGUGUGGACGAGCGCCGGCGUGAGUGCGGGCAUGGAUCUGGCGUUGGCAUUUGUGGCGGAGAAGUUUGGGGGCGUCGAGGUUGCGAGGGAUGUGGCGAGGAGGUCGGAGUGUGAGUUUCUUGGAGUUUCCCCCUGUGUCGCUUUCUCAUUAUCUUCUCUUCUUUGUGCCUCUCUUUUCUCCGCUCUGCUUUUGCUCGGAUACUAUCGAGCUGUGGUUGUUGCUGACUGA
Molecule: messenger RNA, 906 nt
Organism: Cyphellophora europaea CBS 101466
Lineage: Eukaryota; Fungi; Ascomycota; Eurotiomycetes; Chaetothyriales; Cyphellophoraceae
Exons: 2
Coding region: 1-906 (301 amino acids)
Source: RefSeq, a predicted model, not a curated record